CAAUAAAGUGAGCGGAAACCAAAAAUCAAUUCUUCCUCGGUGCCGAACGCCGAACGGCAGCGCAGCCUAAAGCCCGAACCAGCUCGCACCGCGUCCACACCUGCCCCACCCAAGCGCGCUCCCCCUCUCCCGCGCCCUCUCGCCUCCCCGCCCGGACGCGCUGCCGCCUCUCCUGCGGGGAGGUGAAGGCGUCGGAGGGUCCGCCCCAUGGCGAGCGGCGGCGGGGACGACGACGCGGGCGUGAAGCGCGUGGCGGACCGCUACCUGAAGCGCGAGGUCCUCGGCGAGGGCACGUACGGCGUUGUCUUCAAGGCCACCGACACCAAGACUGGGAACACAGUCGCGAUCAAGAAAAUUAGGCUAGGGAAGUACAAGGAAGGUGUGAACUUCACGGCAUUGAGGGAAAUUAAGCUGCUCAAGGAACUGAAAGAUCCUAAUAUUAUAGAGCUAAUUGAUUGUUUCCCUUACAAGGGAAACUUGCACCUUGUAUUUGAGUUUAUGGAGACUGACUUGGAAGCUGUCAUACGAGAUAGGAACAUUGUAUUAUCUCCAGCUGACACAAAAUCAUACGUUCAGGUGAUGUUGAAAGGUCUAGCUUUCUGCCAUAAGAAAUGGGUGCUACACAGGGAUAUGAAACCAAAUAAUUUACUCAUCGGAAUUGAUGGGCAGCUCAAGCUUGCUGACUUUGGUCUGGCACGCAUAUUCGGGAGUCCAGGAAGGAACUUCACUCACCAGGUCUUUGCCCGAUGGUACAGAGCACCCGAAUUAUUAUUUGGCUCGAAGCAGUAUGGAUCUGCAGUAGAUAUUUGGGCUGCUGGAUGUAUUUUUGCUGAACUGCUUCUUCGACGACCCUUUCUCCAGGGCACUAGCGACAUUGAUCAACUUGGGAAGAUAUUUGCGGCAUUUGGCACUCCAAAGUCUUCUCAAUGGCCAGACAUGGUUUAUCUUCCAGAUUAUGUUGAGUAUCAAUUUGUCGCUGCACCCUCUCUUCGUUCAUUGUUUCCGAUGGCCAGCGAUGAUGCUUUGGAUCUUCUGUCAAAAAUGUUUACAUAUGACCCGAAAGCAAGAAUCACUGCUCAGCAAGCUCUAGAACACAGGUACUUUUCAUCAGUACCAGCUCCAACAAAACCGUCACAGCUUCCAAGGCCACCGCCGAAGGGAGAUUCAGGGAAUAACAAGAUACCAGACCUGAACCUGCAGGAAGGUCCUGUGGUGCUAUCCCCGCCAAGAAAGUUACGCAGGGUGACAGUGCAUGAUGGGAUGGAAGGUAAUAUGCACCGGGCAGAUAAAUGGGAAGAGCAUCCUUCCGGGGCUAGGCACAAUGAUGACAUGUCCAGUCAAAGUGCUAGAAUACCAAUGUCGGUUGAUGUUGGAGCUGUGUUUGGCACACGACCAGCUCCUAGACCAACGUUAAACAGCGCUGAUAAGUCUCGUUUAAAACGGAAACUUGAUAUGGAUCCAGAAUUUGGAUACGCAGAGUAAAAGAAACAAGUUUACAUGCUCCAUUCUUUUCUUACUGGCAUGUUGAUUUCUAAACUAUUCUUUGGGAGACAGUUCCACUAUUUACCAGCAAAAGAGUAUUGGGUUGGAAGUCAUAAACUGCUCCGAAGGAUGCUAACACAGUCGACUGAGCUGUUAUCGGUUAACUGCACAGCCGUCUCGUGAAGGGGAUAUGAUGCCAAUUUACACUGAGUCGUGCACAGGCCAUUAUACCUAGCCGAAUUCCACAAGGAAGGCUCCCAAACCUGUAUGCUUUUAUGGGGUGCAUGAGCUGGGGAUGUGUGAUUUAUGAGAUACAUGAGUUUGCUCCUGUUAGAAUGUAUGUGUUUGCAAGGAUUGCCGGAGUAUUUGGUCCCCAAUUCUCUGUGGUUUCGAUUCCGAUUUUUUUCGUUGUGUGGACACUGAGCUUUGAGCAUUUUUCAGUCGGACGUCUUAGGUACAGUGAAUUUUGUUGUAACUAAGAUCAGCUUAUAUUGUUUGACAUGUCUUCCUGUGAGAUGAUAAAGCAAUGCAUGACGAAAAAGGGAAAAAUAAAAAUAUUUUUGAUUUUCUGUCC
Messenger RNA from Phragmites australis (common reed), 2056 nucleotides. Its product is annotated as cyclin-dependent kinase D-1. Gene Ontology annotation, molecular function: cyclin-dependent protein serine/threonine kinase activity; RNA polymerase II CTD heptapeptide repeat kinase activity; ATP binding. The transcript is spliced from 7 exons. Lineage: Eukaryota; Viridiplantae; Streptophyta; Magnoliopsida; Poales; Poaceae. The record is from RefSeq and is a predicted model, not a curated record. Gene Ontology annotation, cellular component: transcription factor TFIIH holo complex; nucleus; cytoplasm. Gene Ontology annotation, biological process: positive regulation of transcription by RNA polymerase II; protein phosphorylation. Bases 208 to 1482 code for a protein of 424 amino acids.